Acytostelium subglobosum LB1 is the source of this 942-nucleotide messenger RNA. RefSeq lists its product as hypothetical. The coding region runs from base 1 to 942 and encodes 313 amino acids. NCBI's taxonomy places the organism in Eukaryota, Evosea, Eumycetozoa, Acytosteliales, Acytosteliaceae. Gene Ontology annotation, molecular function: ATP binding; ATP hydrolysis activity. The transcript has 2 exons. The record is from RefSeq and is a predicted model, not a curated record.
AUGAGCGAACAACAACAACAACAGCAACAAAGAAAGGAGUCAUCCUUAAGGACACACAUCAAUGGUGUAUCACUGGAUGAUCAGAGAUUCAGAGGAAUAGAUCCUGUUUUAAGAGAUAGAGUACAUGAUGAGCUGAUGUAUACAGGUACAAAGUCAUCAUGGGAACAUAUAGUUGGAUUGGAUCAAGUUAAGCAACAUCUAAAGGAGAUCAUAACAUUGCCUAUUCUAAUACCAAGUCUCAAAAGUCCAUCUGAUCCCAAGUGCGUCUUAUUGUUUGGACCACCUGGCACUGGCAGGAACAUGAUAGUACAAGCACUUGCCAACGAUAUCAAAGCCACUAUAUUCAACAUAUCAAGGAAGACCCUGGAGUCAGGUGAUUGGGGAUGCAAUGGAUCGACACUGAUACGCGCAGUGUUUGAGGUCGCCAGCUGCUAUUCACCGGUGAUUGUUCAUGUUGAUGAUUUGGAGAUGAUCAUGUCGAGUGGAUUGAAUAAUGAGGAGAUGAGACGUAAUAAGACAGAGCUAAUGGUACAAUUGGAUUCAUUGAAGGAUAGAAAUGAACAACAGGAUGAUUGGAUGUUGGUCAUUGGUACAACCAAUCGUCCACAAGACGUGUGUUCAUCAUCACUCAAGAGAUUUGUCCAGAAGCUAUAUGUCCCGCUACCAGAAUCAGAAGAUCGUUAUAAACUAUUCCAACGACUAUUGCCAGAGGAUCACGAACUCGACGAGAAUGAUGCCGAGGAAUUGGUCAAGAUUACCGAGGGAUACUCAUGCACCGAGUUGGAUAGCCUUUGCGUCGAGGCAUUGAUGCUACCGACUCCCAACACAGGUGUUACCAUGGAGCACUUCAAACAGGCAUUGAUCAGAGUGAGGCCAUGUGUCAACGCAGCCCAACUUAAGUCAUACGAGGCCCUGGAUCAACAGUAUAAUAAUUACUUUUAA